Molecule: messenger RNA, 2977 nt
Organism: Papilio machaon (common yellow swallowtail)
Lineage: Eukaryota; Metazoa; Arthropoda; Insecta; Lepidoptera; Papilionidae
Product: transmembrane protein 245
Exons: 14
Coding region: 139-2784 (881 amino acids)
Source: RefSeq, a predicted model, not a curated record
UUUUGGCAAAUGUCAAAUUAAGCCGAAAAUAUUAAAGAACUAUGAUCUCAUUAAACAACAAUUCUAAUCUACACACCCUGUAACGAGACAUCAAUAGAUGUAAUUAUUCGGUGAUUUUUACGCAUUGAUUGCACAGAAAUGCAGCAGUCACCUUUUGAGAACAUAUUUAAUAUAAUCGGUGGUUUUUCUAAAGGCAAUGAAAAGCCCAUGAAACAUGGAUUUUACAACGCUUUUGCCUUCUUUAUUUUAACAAUUUGCUGUGUGGCAGUUUAUGUGUUGUUCCUCAUAUUAGAACCUUUUUUUAAACCUUUAUUGUGGGCCUUACUAGUUGGAUCGAUUCUCCACCCUUACAAAUAUAAAUUAUCGAAACAGAUAAAGUCAUGGUUCGAAGAUUUAGAAAAAUCCAACACCUCGGUUGUAUUUGGUUUGAUGGUAAUACCAGCUAAUGUAAUUAACUUUGCCUCAGAAGCUGUAGGAAACCAAUUUAAGGAACAUUACAAAACUAUUAUUGGAUUAUUGUCUGCUAUAUUUAUAUUUCCAUGGCUGUACAAUUCAAUUCCUCGGAGCUUAUGCUGCAUUUUCUGGCAAAUCACAAGCUUCAUUGGAGUGUCAACAACAUUACUUAUCCAAUUAUGCACCUCCUACACAACUUUAACAUUUGCAUUAGCAUAUAUUAUAAGUGUGUACACAUUAUGGUCACCUGAAAGGUCUGGAAUAUUCAAAGCUACUUCAUAUCUUCUAUGGCUGGUUAUAACCAGUUAUGUAGCAAGUUUGUGUGGCUCAUACCAAGUUUAUAUGUUUGUUCUGCUGCAAAUUAUUGGUGUCACUGGUUUUGUGCUUGAAGUGUUACAUGUUCAUAAAGUAUUGUUAAUGAAAGACCCUGAAGCCUCAAUCGUUUUAGCAUUGAAUAAAGUUAUUAUGAAUGGCCACACUGAUGCAAAAGAAGCAGAUAUAAAAUCUGAAAUAACCGAAAGUAUUCCAGAGGAACCCAGUGAUAAAGAAUCAACACCUGAUAAAGAAAGUCCGAUCACUCCGGAAUCAGGUCCAAAACGCAGUAGCUGGACCGGAAGCGAUUCCACACAGAGUUCUCCGAAACAUGCUAAGAUCUUAUUUAAAACAAGAACCUUAUCCGCUUUACCCUUACCAAAUGUCAAAACAAAACCAUCGAUCGAAAAUCGAAUCUUAGCAUCAUUUAAACAGCGGUCUCUUGACGAAAAUUACAUGAGAAAUAGUUUUAAUAAUGAUGACGAAUCCGCUAUAUAUUUCAAGCUUUUAUUCUUUGGAUGUUUCUGUAUGCUGGUUUGGAAACAUAUCUGGUUGUUACCAGUGAUGCUGUUUUUCUUAGCGAUACAUUUCAUAAAAUGGAUGCUCAACUUCUUUGGUGUUUGGCUUUUCUUUGAGAGCUAUUACAAUAAUAUUAUGUCUAAAAUUAGGAACUGGUGGGGAGACAGGCAAUCUGCAUUACUACCUGCUCAUGUCCGCGGAGUAGGCAAGAUGCUAUCAAUCUGCAACCGCAGUGUGACAGAGAUGGCAUAUAGUUCUGUUGACACUGUCUCCUCGUGCAUUGUCAUUGUUGGUCUCAUAUUCUUCGUCACUGUUGCUGUAGUUUUCGUGUGCAUUCAGAUAUAUUCGGAGGCGAUUGUAGUUGUACAGCUGAGUGGUAGUCUCUUGAACAGUACAUUUGUUCAGCACAGCCCACUGCAGAAUUAUUUACCCGAAGGUUGGGAUGAAAAACUGGAUUCCCUCAUAGAUGAUGCAUAUACAUAUGGAAGGGAAGGAAUAUCUACUGCUGUGAAGAGUAUCCUGAAGGAAGGUGAUCCGGACAAGGUGGGCCGUGUUGAGGCGCAGAUCCUGGAGCUGUGGGACCGCGUGUACCAGAGCUGGGUGUCGCUGCACUUCGCCGGUAAUGGCGGCAACCUCGGCCCACAAGUAGACGGCUCCGCUGUGCAAGACUCCUGGGAUAACUUCCUUAGUAACGUCACGCAAGCACCAGGUCUAUUCGACUACUCGGGCAUAGUGUCGUGGGUGUCGGCUAACGUGGGCACGUUGCGUGAGAUCGCGGGCAGCGUGUGGGCGCCGCUCGCCAGCAACGUGUCUCUGCUGGCGGGCUCGCUGGGCGCGGCCACCUCGCUGCUGCUUUGCGGCGGAGGCGCCAUCAUUAACAUGUUUAUUAAUUUGGUGGUGUUCUACACGACGUUGUUCUACCUGCUGGCGUCAAGCAACGCUCUGUACAAGCCGGUGGAGGUGCUGACGCGGCUGCAGGCAGGCUUCGGUCCGCGGCUCGGUAUCGCACUCUCUGUCGCCAUCAAUCAGGUGUUUAGGGCGUCGUUUAAGAUGGCGUUAUUCUACGGGCUGUGGACGUGGCUGGUGCAUAACUUGUUCGGUGCCAAGGUCGUCUAUCUGCCAUCCGUUCUAGCCGCGAUACUCGGGGCUGCCCCUUUCCUUGGGCCGUAUUUAGCGGGAAUCCCUGCUGCCCUAGACGUAUGGCUGCAGGGCAGGCCAAUGGCAGCGUUGCUCCUGCCCAUAGUACAGGCGGCGCCUAUCGCUUUCCUAGACGCCGCUGUUUACGCCGAGAUUAAAGAUGGCGGUCACCCAUACGUCACCGGUCUAGCAAUAGCCGGUGGUAUAUUCUACCUGGGUCCCGAGGGAGCAAUCCUCGGACCUCUGCUCCUGUGUUGCCUCAUGGUCAUCCUCAACCUGUCUUCCACAUUCUUAAGAGACACACCUUCAGAAGAAACCGCCGCGUUACAUUCGAGAGUCAGGUCAUUAUUGGGAUGCUCUUAACUUAAGAUACGGUGCUUAUCUAUGAUCAUGUUGCAUGGAAAACUAACAUGAACAAAUAAACAGAUCUAGGUGUAUGCAGAUGUACGCGCUAUUUUUCUCACUGCGCAUGUUCUAUCGACGAUUCUUUUCUAGAAAAGGCAGCUAUUAAAGCUUUUGUACUGCUUUAAAUAACUUCAUUGUCGCUAAAUUAUAA